Molecule: messenger RNA, 1964 nt
Organism: Ochotona curzoniae (black-lipped pika)
Lineage: Eukaryota; Metazoa; Chordata; Mammalia; Lagomorpha; Ochotonidae
Gene: ANKRD10
Product: ankyrin repeat domain 10
Exons: 6
Coding region: 134-1366 (410 amino acids)
Molecular function (GO): protein binding
Source: RefSeq, a predicted model, not a curated record
CAGCCGACGGGACGCGGCGGCGGCGGCGGCGGCGGCGGCGCUGCUUUCCUUUUGUGUUCGUACUCGGCGACGGCCUCUCGGUCUGCCCGGCGCGUGCUUGGGCUCGUUAGCGGUGCACUGUCCGUGAGGGGCCAUGGCGGCGGCAGGGGCGAGCGCGGGUGUGGAGGCGGGCUUCUCCAGCGAGGAGCUGCUGUCGCUCCGCUUCCCGCUGCACCGCGCCUGCCGCGACGGGGACCUGGCCGCGCUCUGCUCGCUGCUGCAGCAGACGCCCUGCGCCCACCUGGCCGCCGAGGACUCCUUCUACGGCUGGACGCCCGUGCACUGGGCCGCGCACUUCGGCAAGCUGGAGUGCCUGGUCCAGCUGGUGAGAGCUGGAGCCACCCUCAACGUGUGUACCACGCGCUUUGCCCAGACCCCGGCCCACAGCGCAGCCUUCGGGGGACACCCGCAGUGCCUGGUGUGGCUGAUCCAAGCCGGAGCCAACGUUAACAAACCGGACUGUGAAGGUGAGACUCCCAUUCACAAGGCGGCCCGCUCCGGCAGCCUGGACUGCCUCAGCGCCCUGGCAGCCAACGGGGCGCGCAUCGACCUGAGAAACGCCAGCGGUCUGACGGCAGCCGACAUUGCCCACACCCAGGGCUUCCAGGAGUGCACCCAGUUCCUUCUGAGCCUCCAGAACCAGUCCCUGAGCGGCUUCUGCCCUGGCAGCCCCUUCCACGGGGGACCCCAUGACCUGUUCCCCAACCACGUCGGGGCAGGAGCGCAUCGAAAGAGAUGCUUAGAAGAUGCGGAGCCCGCAGGAGCCAAGAAGGCCAGGACGGAAGCCCCCAGCCUGGACUGCGCCAUGCCGCUGGCGAACGGCGAAGCCGACGAGGACUCUGCCGGGAUGCACGUGGACUCCGAGGGUGCCGCCCUGACAGAUGGGGAAACCAGUAGCUCCGUGUCGAGUGUGUUGGCUGAUGGCGGUGUCAUCAACGGACACUUGGACUUCACCUGCGCAGCCCAGCUCGGUGGCCUGGAAAGGAGUGACGCGUGCCUGACCCCAGGCCGGCCACCGCCCGGCAGGCAGGGCGCCCUGUGCACCGGUGCGACUGAGGAGCCCGAGAAGACGGUGGGCGCUGGCGGCCCUGAGCUCUGCGGGUCCCUGCACCUCAAUGGCAGCCCCAGCAGCUGCGUGGCCAGUCGGCCGUCGUGGGCCGAGGAGCUCGGGGAGAGCCUGCAGUACGGACACUACCACGGCUUUGGGGACACAGCCGAGAGCCUGCCGGAGCUCAGCAGCCUGCUGGAGCACUCGAGCUCUGUGAAGGUGGAGCAGCGCUAUGACAGUGCCGUCCUGGGCACCAUGCACCUCUACCACGGCUCCUAGGGGCUCAGCUGCUCCCGCGUCCUCUGCCCUCACAGAAGUAAAUGCAGAUUCCACAGGGCUCCGGCCUGCGCUGCGCAGUGGCAGCCGUUUUCACUGGUUCCUUUUGGACUGGUCGUCUCUCCCUUGCUCAAGUUGGCGGGUCCUGGCAGAGGCCCCGGGGGGCAGAGCAGCAGGUCCCCUAUGCAAGUGCAACUCGCCGUCAAUUCGCUGCCGCCCCUGCGCUCGACGGGAGGGAGGCAGGGCUGUGGCCACGCGCCCGCUGGGCCGGGAUGGAAGGGAUCCCUGGUGGCAGCCUUCUGACUCCACCUCCGCCUAGGGCUCCAGGCUCCGGCGCCUUGCUGGGAACUGCCAGGUCACUCCGUGUGACUGUUCCACAUACACACCACUGUCUGUCCAACCACCAGGGAGAGUUUGGGCUCUUGACAAACUUGCAUUGAGUUUUAUGGUUUUAUAGAAAUUCACUGUUUAGUGACACACUGUGCGAAUAUUGUGCUGCAUUCUUACUUUUCUGGUUUUUGUAAUAAAAAUCAGCACAGAGCAAUCUCAUGUAAACAAACCACUGUCCUUUACAAAUAAAAACCCACCGGGCUGCUCCUCA